This is a messenger RNA of Lodderomyces theae, 486 nucleotides long. RefSeq lists its product as uncharacterized. The transcript is spliced from 2 exons. Gene Ontology annotation, cellular component: mitochondrion. Lineage: Eukaryota; Fungi; Ascomycota; Pichiomycetes; Serinales; Debaryomycetaceae. The coding region runs from base 1 to 486 and encodes 161 amino acids. Gene Ontology annotation, biological process: mitochondrial respirasome assembly. The record is from RefSeq and is a predicted model, not a curated record.
AUGACGGCAGGACUUCCAUCAUCCGUGAACUUUGGCGAUGAAGACGAGCCAAAUUUCUUGAGAAAAUUAGCAGACAAGGCCAAAGAGCAACCACUUGUCCCCAUCGGGUCCAUCCUCACGGCAGGCGCAGUGAUAUUAGCAGCAAGGUCAAUGAAACGAGGCGAAAAGAUCAAAACACAACGAUAUUUCCGGUACAGAAUUGGGUUCCAGUUUGCGACAUUGAUUGCAUUGGUGGUUGGAGGUAUGACUUUUGGCGUUGCUACGCAUGAGCAGAAGAAGUCCAAGGAGGAUAUGUUGAGGGAGAAGGCUAAACAAAGGGAGAAAUUGUGGAUAGAGGAGUUGGAGAGAAGAGAUGCCAUCAUUCAAGCUAGGAAGGAGAGAUUGGAACAGUCGAGAAAGGAAUUGAGAAACUUGGCAAAACAGGGAUUCGAUGAGGAGAAAGAUAGUGGAAAAGUAGAUGACUCAGAGUUGGAGAAGGGUAACUAA